GUCAUAUUUUGCAUCAUGCUUGUGAGUUUGCCCACGCCCACCCUCGGCCUUCUGCCUGUCUGUUUGUUGCCCUGUUUGUGCCCGGCGCCGUCGUCGACAUCAUCGGACCGUCACGCUGGAAACGCUGGACCCUGAGAAUAUCCCCCCCACUGUUUCUCCUGGAAUCCCACUGACCUGGUAAUCCCGCUCGCAGCUCCACUCGUUCCUCGUUGCGCUUAGCGCUACACUUGCCACCGCCGUCAAACCACUCGUGGCCAAGGACAACUACUUUGUUGACCCCGAUAGCGGCAACCGCUUCCAGAUUGUGGGCGUCGCAUACCAACCUGGUGGCUCUGCAGGCUACAAUCCGGACCUGAAGAAGGAUCCCCUUAGCGACAAGGACCACUGCCUGCGAGAUGCCGCCCUCAUGCAGGUUCUCGGCGUCAAUACCAUACGGGUGUACAAUCUCGACCCCAACCUGAACCACGAUGAGUGCGCAAGCAUCUUCAAUGCGGCUGGUAUGUACAUGCUGCUGGACGUCAACUCUCCACUCGUAGGGGAGAGCCUCACCAGCUUUGCUCCAUGGGAAUCAUACUACGACACCUACCUGAACCGCACCUUUGCCAUUGUCGAGGCCUUCAAGAACUACCCCAACACCCUCGCCUUCUUCUCGGGCAACGAAGUCAUCAGUGAUAUCGCGACGGGCUCGACGGUGCCGCCGUACGUCCGUGCCGUCACCCGCGACUUGAAGAAUUAUAUCGCCAAGCACUGCGACCGACCUAUCCCGGUCGGCUAUUCCGCUGCUGAUGUGCGCAAGGUGCUCUUCGACUCGUGGAAUUACUUCCAGUGCGCUAUAGAUGGCAGUGAAAAUGACAUCAGCAAGGCCGACAUCUUUGCCUUGAACAGCUACAGCUGGUGUGGUGAUGCAACUUUCACGUCCUCUGGCUAUGAUACCCUUGUGGAGGGCUUCCAGGAGAGCGCUGUCCCCAUCUUCUACUCCGAGUACGGCUGCAAUACACCUUCCCCCCGUCUCUUCACCGAGGUACCCGCCAUCUAUGGUUCGGAAAUGACCGCCGUCUUCAGCGGCGGUGUUGUCUACGAGUACUCCCAAGAAGAAAACAACUACGGCUUGGUCACGAUCCACAGUAAUGGCAGCGCCACUCUCCUCAAUGACUUCUACACACUGCGUGACCAGUACUAUUCUCUGAACUUCACCACCAUCCAGGGAAUCAAGCCCCCAACCAAGAAGGCACCGGUGGCACCCGUGUGCUCCGCCAAGUUGAUCACCAACAAAGGUUUCAGUACCAAUUUCACUUUGCCCGUUCUUCCGCCAGGUGUUAAGCAGAUCAUCGCGAACGGCGUGAAGCCUACCCCGAGUGGCCGACUUGUGGACAUCUCCGACUGGAAGGUCAAGUACACCGUCACUAAUCCCGACGGCACCACCUUGUCCGAACUUGCCGUGAAGCCACUGGCCAACGAUGCUGUGAACGAACCCGGCACCAACACCGUUGCUGGGUCCCCAACCGGCACUGGCGCGGCCAAGCCCAAGCCCAGUAAGGAUGCCGCUGGCGACAUGGUAGCGCCCCGAGCCAUCGGCAUCGCCGCCCUGGCCGCUGCGGUCGCUUUCCUCGGGGCUGGCCUCUAGAUGCGAAGUAAAUGGCGCCGGCGACCGUUCCGGUGAAACGGGAAAGGCUAGCCAGACCGGCCGCUGAUGAACUGUUUGAGGCGCUCUCGUCGUUUUGAUACCACUUGGCCAUUUUCGUUUGGUUGUUGAAAUUUCUGGGAUGGAAGCAGGGGACGGUGGUCGAGGGUUUGGUUGCAGACGGUGGCGGGAUGAUUCACCAGAUCUUUUUGCAGGAAACUAAGGUUCAGGUCUUAAGAGACAUGGAUAUCCAAGUCAGUUUCCCGACAGUAUUUUGGCUGGAUGGUCUGUCGCCAACCUACCUAGGUACCUAUCCAUUGUCCAUACAUACGAUGGGGGAUUACCUGUGAUUGCUUCAAGGGUGUUAGGCCCCCUCCAACAACCAGUACAUAAACAGGAGUGUUAUUAUAAUAAUAGAGGAUAAAGCAUUCAUUCAAUCACCAUGGCAGCAGAAUGGAUGUAUCGUAUAGAGCGGCUAUUGCCCGAUUAUUUUGAC
Messenger RNA from Phialemonium atrogriseum, 2117 nucleotides. Its product is annotated as Glucanosyltransferase-domain-containing protein. Gene Ontology annotation, cellular component: plasma membrane. Gene Ontology annotation, molecular function: 1,3-beta-glucanosyltransferase activity. Bases 407 to 1624 code for a protein of 405 amino acids. Gene Ontology annotation, biological process: fungal-type cell wall organization; fungal-type cell wall (1->3)-beta-D-glucan biosynthetic process. NCBI's taxonomy places the organism in Eukaryota, Fungi, Ascomycota, Sordariomycetes, Cephalothecales, Cephalothecaceae. The record is from RefSeq and is a predicted model, not a curated record. The transcript is spliced from 2 exons.